Photinus pyralis (common eastern firefly) is the source of this 1616-nucleotide messenger RNA. Its product is annotated as muscle M-line assembly protein unc-89-like. Gene Ontology annotation, biological process: establishment of epithelial cell polarity; cilium assembly. The transcript has a single exon. The record is from RefSeq and is a predicted model, not a curated record. NCBI's taxonomy places the organism in Eukaryota, Metazoa, Arthropoda, Insecta, Coleoptera, Lampyridae. The coding region runs from base 58 to 1332 and encodes 424 amino acids. Gene Ontology annotation, cellular component: centriole; ciliary transition fiber; ciliary basal body.
AAUGUUGUGGUUGCUAAGGAACAGAAGCGUGCAUGUGUACACUAAACUCUUAAAAAAAUGGCACAAUUUUCCGAGCAGGAUUUAUUGGGCGACUUGAAUUCGGAUGAUAGUAACGAUAGCUUUUUCGAAGAACCAAAACCAAUGUCAAGUGUUACGAAAACUCCCGAUAAAAAGGUACUUACGAAUCUCUUUGGGUUAAAUGAUGAUAAACCAAAGAACAAAAAGGCCGAUUGGCUGGGGCUCGAAGCCGACGAAAGUGACCAUCCUAAAACUUCGAGGGAAAAGAAGAAAAUUAGUUUCGACGAUGAAGACGAUAUACUGAAUGAUUUGGGAAUCGAUAAGAAACAAGUUGUCGAUGUAUCUAAAGACAAGAAUCCCACUAGUGCUACGAAGAAAAGUUCCUUAAUGGAAAGCAUAUUUGGGCCACCGAAAUCUCCCCAGAAAGACUCCUUAGAUUUACUUAAGACUCCGGCAAAAACAGACUCUAGUCCUGUAAAAGCAGUCCCAAAGCCACCAAGUACCGGGUACGAUGCUGGUAGUGCAUCACGUGAAGGCCGCCGUUCUCGUCAUACCUCUGGAGGUACAAAAUCUCUCGACCCCUUAGGUUUAUUUGCAACGGACACUGAUCGUGAGAACUCAAUUAUGCCAAAGCAGGAGAAAGCUACAAAGUCUGAAGUAAAAAUUCAACCGACCAAGCCACACAGCGCACCUAACAUACAAAGUUUUCCCGAUUGGCUCGAAGGGUCACCUGUUAAAGUUCACAAAUCCGAUACAGUCACAUCCUGCCCGAAGAGCACUCCACAAAUGACCGAACAAAAAACAGAAACACCCAGCGUUGACCGACCCGAAGAAACUCAGGACCUUUCUGGUGGCUCGACCUUUUCUACUUUACUGGCACAGCAAGGAUUGCUUUCUGCCCACCUCGGUUACCAGAACACCUCUUCGGCUCUCCAACAGCAAGAGUCACAAGUAUUAAUGGCAUUACAACUGAAAAAGUGCGAGGAAUACUUUGCUCAAACCCAAAAGAAGCAGUUGGAUAUUUUAAUGAAACAAGAACAGCAAUUUAGUGAAAUGCUCGGAAAGCAAUUUGCCAAACAACAAGUGAUGGAGAAUAAUAUGCGAAUGCAGCAGGAGAGAAUUAACAACAACAUCCAGUUGUUGCUAUCCCAACCGACAAUAAUUGGAAACGUGAGUGCCGAACAAGAAGAUGAAAUACAUCAGUUGAGAAAAGCAAAUUCCGAACAGAAUGCGAAGCUCUACGAGGACAUGAUCGAGAUGCUUAAGCAGAGACAGCACGAGGAGACCUUCCUCUUAAAUGAAUCUUACAAGUAAGUGGUUUUAUGGGUUAGACAAGCGUAUAUUUAAUACCAUUGAAACAAUGAUGCGUUAAGAAAUGUCGUCUGAGGGUAACCGUACGACGAGUACGAUUUGUAGAAUAAUCACAGUGGACCUUGGAGUCCUUGUGAUUUGCUGUGUUUUUUAAAGGCGGACGUAUUGUUGGUUGCAUAAUCACACUGGACACAUUUUAUAUCUUUUGACAUUUAUAUUUUAGCCUAUAUCUAUUAAACUGGAUCUAUUUGUUGGUUGCUUAAUAAAAGAGGUCAUAUUCUUUUAAA